AGCUCACUGAUCGAGGGCAAAGUUUCCAGUGGAGCGUGUAUGUUGCUGUUAUCUGCCGCGCGCACGCACACACACACACAUAGACACAGACACACACACACACACGGGCUUUCAGCUGCACGGAGAGGAGAGCGGAUACAUGCAGCAUGUAGCCCGGACUGAGGACAGCUGCUGAAUGCCUGUUCUCCAUCCACCGCACCGACCCGAGCUCCGGUGACCCGCUUCCCUGAGCCGUCAUGGGGGGGAGUCUGGGUUGCCACCGCUCCAUUCCCAGGGACCCCACGGACCUGAGCUGCGGGAAGCGCAAAUUCAGCGCUGCGUGUAACUUCGGCCACAUCCUGGUGAACCAGGAGCGGCUCAACAUCAACACGGCCACCGAGGAGGAGCUCAUGACUCUGCCGGGAGUCAACCGCUGCGUCGCGCAGAAUAUCGUGGAGUACCGAGACUGCAUCGGGGGGUUUAAGAAGGUGGAGGACCUGGCUCUGGUGAGCGGGAUCGGGGCCUCCAAACUGGAGGUGAUCAAGCUGGAAAUCUGCGUCUCCAGCAGAACCAGCUCGUCCCAGCACUCUCCGUCGUCCCUGCGCAAAGACCUGGAUCACCAGUCCUGCACCGGGAUGAACAUCAACACCGCCACCCCGGCGCAGCUCAUGAGCAUCCGAGGCAUCACGGAGAAGAUAGCCAAGAACAUCGUGGUGUACCGGGCGGAGCACGGCCCGUUCAGGAGCAUCGAGGACCUGGUGCGGGUCCACCACAUCAACAGCUCCCUGCUGGACAAGAUCCGCUUCCAGGUGUUUGUGGAGCGCUCCAGGGCGCCGUCCACCAACACCAACGGGGGGCUGACCUGCACCACCAAGUCCCACCCCAGCCCGACUUCAUUCAGCUUCAGGAGCGACGACCUGGACCUCCCGCCCGGAGGACCGACCCAGAUCAUCUCCGUGCGGCCCAGCGUGGAGCCGCCUCCCGGGCUGCGGGACGGGAAGCCCGUGGUGCGGCUGGCCACCUGGAGCCUGCAGGACUGCUCCUGCGACAAGGCCAACAACCCGGGGGUCAAAGAGGUGGUGUGCAUGACCCUGCUGGAGAAUGACAUCAAGCUGCUGGCAGUGCAGGACCUGCUGGAGCGGGAGGCUCUCGAUAAGUUCUGUGUGGAGUUAAACCAAGGAACGCUGUCCAGCAUACGGAAGUGGAAAUGGCCACGAGGAUCAUGGAAAAGUGUUGUGUCUGAAAAACCCACUGGGCGCUCGGGCAAGGGAGUGAGCUACUCUGGUUUUCUGUGGGACACCUCUUCCGGCAUUGACCUGAAGGAUGCUGCCGUCCUGGAGUCUCCCGCCGUCAACGGCAAUGGGAAUCACACCUCCCCUCGACUCUACCUCGCUCACUUCUUUGUCGGUUCAUAUGAACUGACAGUGGUGAACGUCCACAUGCAGGCCGCCGCCGCACCAGGAGAGUCCAACGGCAAGAACCACAACACAGAGGAAGUGAAGUGUCAGCACCUCUCCCCGAGUAUCCAGGAGACACUCAAAGGUGAGAAGGAGUUGGUGGUGCUGGGAGAUUUUGGCUGCCCCCCUCUGAGCUCAGAGCUGGACAUACUGAGAAAAGAGAAGCUCUGUGCCCUGGUCCCAUCCACCCAGUUCACAAACAUCAGCACCCGCUCACCGCAGGGCACCCACUGCCUGGAUAACAUCUGGGUCAGCCGCUCCCUCAAGAAGAUCUGCUGUGGCCACUGCGUCGUAGUGCGGGAGGGCUUGACGAACCCCUGGAUUCCAGAUAACUGGUCGUGGGGUGGGGUGGCGUCAGAUCACUGCCCCGUGGUGGCGGAGUUUUACGCCGAUGUAUCCCCCAAGGAGCUGAGCAGACCGGGUAUGGCGGUGGACAGAAGAGACAUUAUGCCCAAACAUGAGCGGUGACGACAUGACGACAUCAGAAUGACUUUGUCCUGUCUGGGUCCUGCUCAAUCUUGGUUUGCCAUGAAUGAAGAGUUUCCUGAUGAAUGUGAAGAAGCACCAAGAUUGCCUUUUUUGCGUUUCACUUUAUCAAUGUAAAAUAGUAAGUGGUGUAGAAGUCAUAGAACCAUACAAAAGUCAGAGAAAAAAUAUAUAAUGUACUUUAAAGAGAAAUGUGCCAAACAUUUUCUAUAUGUAUAUGAAAUAAAGAUAAAUUAAUAGA
Molecule: messenger RNA, 2163 nt
Organism: Seriola dumerili (greater amberjack)
Lineage: Eukaryota; Metazoa; Chordata; Actinopteri; Carangiformes; Carangidae
Gene: eepd1
Product: endonuclease/exonuclease/phosphatase family domain containing 1
Exons: 8
Coding region: 237-1904 (555 amino acids)
Biological process (GO): DNA repair
Cellular component (GO): plasma membrane
Molecular function (GO): DNA binding
Source: RefSeq, a predicted model, not a curated record